Molecule: messenger RNA, 2053 nt
Organism: Columba livia (rock pigeon)
Lineage: Eukaryota; Metazoa; Chordata; Aves; Columbiformes; Columbidae
Product: ral guanine nucleotide dissociation stimulator-like 1
Exons: 12
Coding region: 1-1842 (613 amino acids)
Biological process (GO): positive regulation of GTPase activity; Ras protein signal transduction
Cellular component (GO): plasma membrane
Molecular function (GO): guanyl-nucleotide exchange factor activity
Source: RefSeq, a predicted model, not a curated record
AUGUGCGGGAUCAGCUGCGGGCCCUGCUGCGGACGGGCUCAGAGCUUCCCCUUUCGGAACCUGUGUGUUUGGAGAUGUUGGAGGAGACCAAGGAGGAGGACACCCAGGAGGAAGAGACAUGAGGAAGAUGUGGAGUCUCUGCACAGCCUUGAGGAGACUGUGCCCAAGACAACCAAGGAAGAUGUGGAGAGUCCAGAGCACAUUGACCAGAAUCCAGAGCACGCUGAGCAGACUGUAAGCAAGACAAGAGAGGAAGAUGCUGAGGGUCGAGAGCACGUAGAUGAGACUACAAGUGAGAUAAGAGAGGAAGAUGCAGAGACUCCUGAGCACAUUGAGAACACUCUCAGCAAGAUAACAGAGGAAGAGAUGGAGACUCCAGAGUGCAUUGAGAAGAGUCUAAGCAAGGCAACAGAGGAAGACACCAAGACUGCAGAGUGCAUAGAGGAGACUCCAGACAAGCCAGCUGAAGAAGACAUGGAGACUCCACAGAGCCUGGAAGACAAUGUGAGGAACCAACCUGGGAAAGAUGUGGAGGUUCCACAGAGCAUUCAAGAGAGCACAACUGAGGAUGGAGCUGAAGACGCACAAGAAGGAGCUGUUGACUGUGACACCCUGAGAAGAGCGCAGAUCCAGCAGACUGAGGGUGAAGGAGCAAGAUGGCUCGGGGCUGAAGGAGACCAGUUACCUGCAGAACACGCUGUCAGCCCGGACGAGACGUGCAAAAGCAGGGCCCUGAAAGCUGCAACUUUGGAAAAGCUGGUGGAGACGCUUCCAAUGGCGUUUGCGGAUAAUGACUUUACAUACAUCAACACCUUCCUCUCAACGUACAGGGCCUUUGCUUCCACCAGCACAGUCCUGGAGCUGCUCCUGGACAGAUACGGAAACCUGGAGAUCUCGGGCUCUGAAGAGCGUGGAAGCCAGAAUUCCCCCGGAUCCAGCACAGUGCUCAGGACUGCGAUCGCAUCGAUUUUACAAGCCUGGCUCGACCAAUGUGCCGAGGAUUUCCAAGAGCCGCCCGACUACGUGUGUCUGCUGAAGGUGCUGAGUUAUCUGAAGAAGAACAUGCCCGGCUCUGACCCGGAGAAGAGGGUGCAGAACCUCCUGGAGCAGUUCCAGAAAGAACAACUGGAGAAUGAUGACGCGUUCCACAGCCUUUCUCCCUGCAACCUGGAUGAGGAAGAGGAACUGGAGAUCAGCGGUGCACAGGAAUUCUCAUUGUUCCAAGAAGAGCUGGUGGCAGAACAGCUGACGUACAUGGACGCGACACUCUUCAAGAACGUUGUGCCCCACCACUGCCUGGGCUGCAUCUGGUCCCGCAGGGACAAGCAAGAGAACAAACACCUGGCACAGAGCAUCAGAGCCACCAUCUCGCAGUUCAACGCCGUCACCAACUGCGUGGUCAGCACCGUCCUGGACAGCAGAGAAUUAAAGACACGGCAACGAGCGAAGACCUUGGAGAAGUGGAUCCGUAUCGCACGUCAAUGUAGGAUCCUGAACAACUUUUCGUCUUUGAAGGCCAUUGUUUCCGCACUGCAGUCCACCUCCGUUUAUCGCCUGAAGAAGACCUGGGCCUGCGUUCCAAAGGACACAAUGCUGAUGUUCGAAGAGCUCUCAGAAAUCUUCUCCGACUGUGACAACUUUGCGACGAGCAGGGAGCUGCUGCUGAAGGGAGUCACCCAAGGCACGGUACCUUACCUGGGUACCUUCCUCACAGACCUCGUCAUGCUGGACACAGCCCUUCAGGACUAUCUCGAGGGCGGCCUGAUCAACUUUGAGAAGCGGCGAAGGGUGAGUGGAACGUUGACUGUUCUGUGGUCGUUAGUUGCUGACGCUCUCUGCUAGAGCGUUCUCUUGGCGAGGCCUGUUGUCUUUGCUCGGGCGUAUCCAACAGCCGCUCACGUUACUGCAGAUGGUGAGUGUGAGUGUGAGCGCACGACGUGCAGAGCCGGGGAGGAUCAGGCUCUGCUGUCAUCACAGGCACCUCUAGUUAUGUCCCUCGCUUAGUGCCUGAGAACCAGCUCCGUACAGAGCGGGAUUCCUCUCUCGGCGCCGC